This is a messenger RNA of Gadus morhua (Atlantic cod), 2330 nucleotides long. RefSeq names its product SDA1 domain containing 1 (gene sdad1). Lineage: Eukaryota; Metazoa; Chordata; Actinopteri; Gadiformes; Gadidae. Gene Ontology annotation, cellular component: nucleolus. The transcript is spliced from 22 exons. The record is from RefSeq and is a predicted model, not a curated record. Bases 119 to 2197 code for a protein of 692 amino acids. Gene Ontology annotation, biological process: ribosomal large subunit export from nucleus; ribosomal large subunit biogenesis.
ACCGUAGUCAGCAGUGCUUCCCAAAACAAUAUGGUGGACUCCAUAAACGCCACGCGUAAUACUUAAUAAAUUGUUUUCACUUAUUCUCGUUAGAUUAUACUGGAAAUUAUUAUUAAACAUGUCAGGGCGACAAGGAAACAAGCUGCCCAACAAUUUACCGCAGUUGCAGAACCUCAUAAAGAGGGAUCCUGGAUCAUACAUAGAAGAGUUCCUCCAACAAUAUCGCCACUACCAGUCCAAUGUGCAGAUAUUUAAACUACAGCCAGACAAGCCCAACAAGGAGCUGGCGGACCUCGCCAUGUUCCUGGCUCAGGUCGGACACUGCUAUGUGGAGCAUCUGUCUGCGUUCCCCCAGGAGCUGACCGGUCUGCUACUGGGGCAUCACACUGUCCUGGAUUCAGAUUUGCGAAUGACGUUUUGCAAGGCCCUGAUUCUCCUGAGGAACAAGGACCUGAUCAACCCAACAGGCCUCCUGGAGCUCUUCUUUGAGCUGCUGCGUUGCCACGACAAACUCCUGAGGAAGACGCUGUACACACACAUUGUUGCAGAUAUCAAGAACAUCAAUUCAAAGCAUAAGAACAACAAGGUCAACACGACUUUACAGAACUUUAUGUACACCAUGCUGAGAGACAGCAACCCCAUCGCAGCCAAGAUCUCGCUGGACGUCAUGGUUGAGCUCUACAAGAGGAACAUUUGGAAUGAUGCAAAAACAGUCAACGUCAUCACAACGGCGUGUUUCUCCAAAGUGACAAAGAUCUGCGUCGCCGGCAUGAAAUUCUUCCUCGGCAAAGACGAGGACGAGAAAAAGGACAGUGACUCAGAGUCCGAGGACGACGGGCCCUCGGCCAGAGACCUAUUGGUGCGGUACUCCACAGGAAAGAAGAGCACCAAGAGCAAGAAGAAGCUGGAGAAGGCCAUGAAAGUCCUCAAGAAACACAAGAAAAAGAAGGUGGUGGAGGUCUUCAACUUCUCGGCCAUUCACCUCAUCCACGACCCACAAGAUUUCUCUGAGAAGCUCCUGAAGCAGCUGGAGGACAGUAAGGAGCGCUUUGAGGUGAAGAUCAUGAUGAUGGACCUCGUGUCCAGGCUGGUUGGGAUCCACGAGCUCUUCCUGUUCAACUUCUACCCCUUCAUCCAGCGUUUCAUCCAGCCCCAUCAGAGAGAGGUGACGAAGGUUCUCCUCUGUGCUGCACAGUCGUCCCACCAGCUGGUUCCACCAGAGAUCAUUGAACCCCUGAUCAUGACCAUCGCCAACAACUUUGUGACGGACAGGAACUCUGGGGAGGUGAUGACAGUCGGGAUGAACGCCAUCAGAGAGGUCGCGGCGCGCUGUCCUCUGGCCAUCAACGAGGAGCUGCUGAGAGACCUGGCCCUGUACAAGACCCACAAGGACAAGAACGUCAUGAUGUCCGCCAGGGGACUCAUCCAGCUCUUCAGGAACCUCGGGCCCGCCAUGCUCCACAAGAGAGACAGGGGGCGACCCACUGAGCUGUCCACGGAGGCCCGGAUCCUGAGCUACGGGGAGACGGAGGCCAAGGACCACAUCCCUGGAGCCGAGGUGCUGGAGGUGGAGGAGAGCCAGGAGGGAGAGGGGGCGGAGAAGGGAGACGCAGACGGCUGGGAAGAAGCCAGUAUCAGUGACGGUGAUGAAGAUGGGGAAUGGGUUGACGUCCACCACUCAUCUGAUGAAGAAACGAGUACCAUCGCGGAGAAGCUGCUGGCCAUCCCAGUGGAGGAGCGACAGGCCAAGGCGGCCGAGGUCAGCGCCUCCCGGCUCCUCACCCAGGACGACUUCAAGAAGAUCCGCCUGGCCCAGAUGGCCAAGGAGGUGAACAACGCCCCCGGCAAGGGCGGCCAGAAGAGGAAGAACGUGGACCUGGACGCCGAGGAGGGCGGCGGCAGAGGGGAGCUUCUGAGUUUGAAGAAUAUCGAGCUGCUGCACAAAAAACCCAAGUCAGACAAGGAAACAAGACUGGCUACCGCAAAGGCAGGCCGGUCGGAGAGGAAGGACUUUGCGAAGAAGCACAGCAAGCUGAACCCGUUCGCCAGCACCAGCAACAAGGAGAAGAAGAGGAACAAGAACUUCAUGAUGAUGCGCCACAGCGAGAACGUCCGGACCAAGAGCAAGCGUUCCUUCAGGGACAAGCAGAUUGCUUUGAGAGACGCCCUCAUCAAAAAGAAGAAGCAGUACAAGUAACGUGUCCAGAGAUGAGCACGAUAUUAGGACUUGUAUUUACUGUGUUGAUGUGUUUUCUCAAUAUUGUCUAUUCCUUUGCCCAGUCGAGUAUUUUUCAAUCCUCCCUGAAUUAAACAUUUUGAUGGUUCCUUAA